Canis lupus familiaris (dog) is the source of this 1422-nucleotide messenger RNA. RefSeq names its product adrenoceptor beta 1 (gene ADRB1). Lineage: Eukaryota; Metazoa; Chordata; Mammalia; Carnivora; Canidae. Gene Ontology annotation, molecular function: beta1-adrenergic receptor activity. The record is from RefSeq and is marked validated. Gene Ontology annotation, biological process: adenylate cyclase-activating adrenergic receptor signaling pathway; norepinephrine-epinephrine-mediated vasodilation involved in regulation of systemic arterial blood pressure; positive regulation of heart rate by epinephrine-norepinephrine. Gene Ontology annotation, cellular component: membrane.
AUGGGCGCGGGGGCGCUGGCCCUGGGCGCCUCGGAGCCCUGCAACCUGUCGUCGGCCGCGCCGCUCCCCGACGGCGCGGCCACGGCGGCGAGGCUGCUGGUGCCCGCGUCGCCGUCCGCCUCGCCGCUGGCCCCGACCAGCGAGGGCCCCGCGCCGCUGUCGCAGCAGUGGACGGCGGGCAUCGGGCUGCUGAUGGCGCUCAUCGUGCUGCUCAUCGUGGCGGGCAACGUGCUGGUGAUCGCGGCCAUCGCCAAGACGCCGCGGCUGCAGACGCUCACCAACCUGUUCAUCAUGUCCCUGGCCAGCGCCGACCUGGUCAUGGGGCUGCUGGUGGUGCCCUUCGGGGCCACGAUCGUCAUGCGGGGCCGCUGGGAGUACGGCUCCUUCCUGUGCGAGCUCUGGACCUCGGUGGACGUGCUGUGCGUGACGGCCAGCAUCGAGACCCUGUGUGUCAUCGCGCUGGACCGCUACCUGGCCAUCACCGCGCCCUUCCGCUACCAGAGCCUGCUGACGCGCGCGCGCGCGCGGGCCCUCGUGUGCACCGUGUGGGCCAUCUCGGCGCUCGUGUCCUUCCUGCCCAUCCUCAUGCACUGGUGGCGGGCCGGGGGCGACGAGGCGCGCCGCUGCUACAACGACCCCAAGUGCUGCGACUUCGUCACCAACCGGGCCUACGCCAUCGCCUCGUCCGUCGUCUCCUUCUACGUGCCCCUGUGCAUCAUGGCCUUCGUGUACCUGCGGGUGUUCCGCGAGGCGCAGAAGCAGGUGAAGAAGAUCGACAGCUGCGAGCGCCGCUUCCUGGGCGGCCCCGCGCGGCCCCCCGCGCCCCCGCCCGCGCCCGCGCCCGCGCCCCCGCCCGCGCCCGGCUCCCCGCGCCCCGCCGCGGCCGCCCCGCUGGCCAACGGGCGCGUCGGCAGGCGGCGGCCCUCGCGCCUCGUGGCGCUGCGCGAGCAGAAGGCGCUCAAGACGCUGGGCAUCAUCAUGGGCGUGUUCACGCUGUGCUGGCUGCCCUUCUUCCUGGCCAACGUGGUCAAGGCCUUCCACCGCGACCUGGUGCCCGACCGCCUCUUCGUCUUCUUCAACUGGCUGGGCUACGCCAACUCGGCCUUCAACCCCAUCAUCUACUGCCGCAGCCCCGACUUCCGCAGGGCCUUCCAGCGCCUGCUGUGCUGCGCGCGCCGCGCCGCCCGCGGGAGCCACGGGGCCGCCGGGGACCCUCCGCGGGCGCGGCCGCCGCCGUCCCCCGGGGCCGCCUCGGACGACGACGACGACGACGAGGACGACGCCGGGGCCGGGGCCGGGGCCGCGCCGCCCGCGCGCCUGCUGGAGCCCUGGGCCGGCUGCAACGGCGGGGCGGCGGCCGACAGCGACUCCAGCCUGGACGGCGCGGGCAGCCCCGCGGGCGCCUCGGAGUCCCGGGUGUAG